UGAUCAAACUAUGGAAAAGGGGCAAUUAUGAUUAAGCCAAUCAUGCCGCUACAAUAACAGGCAGUGACAUUGGAAAGUUUCGCUUUGUAGCACCUGCACAUGACUUAAUUUGAAACAGUUUUUCCCUAGCUCCAGACGCACACAAGUCGAAUUUUCCUGUUUAAUACCGAAAAAAAAAUUUUUUUUCCCCUCUUGGAAAAACCAAAAUGGCGGCUGUCAGAAACGAAGAAGAUAACGGUAGAAGCUCCGAAAGUUCUCCAAGGGAAGUUGGUGGUAACUCGAAUCGAAGACCAAAGUGUUCUAGAUGCAAAAAUCAUGGAAAUGAAAAAGCAGUGAAAGGACACAAGCGUUAUUGCCCAUACCGGCACUGCGUUUGUAGCAAAUGUACUUUAACUGUGGAAAGGCAAAGGGUUAUGGCUAAACAAGUAGCCUUAAGGCGCGAACAAGCUCUGGACGAAGCUAGAGGGAUAGCCAUGGACGAGCAACCAGUAAUUCCAACAGAACCGAUUUCUUCGAACAGAGAUAGCCCAGCUCUCGAAAAUAUCCCUUCCAACGAAGGUGGAAUAUGUUCAAGCAAUAGGAGACAAAUACAGGAAGCCCUGCAGGCACUUCUGAAUGCCUUCCAAGUUAAUGACAAUUCUCUGACACUAUACUUCUACGCCAUCCUUAAAGAGUGUAAAUUUAACGUCAAGUUAGCAUACAAAAAGUUAAUCGAAGCUCAAGCCGACAUGAGGUUAUACUCGCUGUGGGAACCAAAUUAUGGAUCGGCAACAUCCGGUGUCUACUGGUCACCCAUCUUGCAUCAGUGCCUCACUAAUUCUUCCAUACUUUAUCCCAACGUUAGUCUCCCUCCAUUCUAUUCCUAUCCUUUAAGUUCUAGUGCUCCUAGCGCUAUAUCAACGAGCCACGCCGGUCCUAGUUCUCAUACGUCUCCACCCGAAGAGACCUUUCCUAGUGGAUCUCAUUAUGCCAACGAUGGGAAUUAUAUCAGAGUAAGUGAAGCAGAAGAGAUGCCAAUACAUAGUGAUAAUAGAAACAGAAUGGAUUCUCCUCCACUCAGGCCUUUUAAUCCUAUGAUCGCUUUAAGUAUGCAAAUGGACAGGAUGAGAUUUCAACCGUAUCCUCCUAUGUAAUAUUUAAAUAAUUCUAUUAUCUUAUUGGUUAAUGUCGAAUUUCGAAAUGAAAAAACAUUCUGCCAUUGGCUAAUUCAUAAACUAUCAUCUAGCGCCAUCUGGAUAAAAAAUAUGGAAUUAAAAAAAAUGUAUUUUAAAAUAAUUUUUACGUUUAAUAUAAAUUAAAUUAGCAAUUUCUUAAUGCAAUUAGCAUUAUAAUGCGAAAUUUGAAAUUUUUAAAAACACUGUAGGAUAAUAUAAAAUAUUUUUGUAUAUAUAAUUUAAAUACGAAUAUAAGCA
Molecule: messenger RNA, 1412 nt
Organism: Centruroides sculpturatus (bark scorpion)
Lineage: Eukaryota; Metazoa; Arthropoda; Arachnida; Scorpiones; Buthidae
Product: doublesex- and mab-3-related transcription factor 1-like
Exons: 3
Coding region: 207-1133 (308 amino acids)
Biological process (GO): sex differentiation; regulation of transcription by RNA polymerase II
Cellular component (GO): nucleus
Molecular function (GO): RNA polymerase II cis-regulatory region sequence-specific DNA binding; DNA-binding transcription factor activity, RNA polymerase II-specific
Source: RefSeq, a predicted model, not a curated record